Molecule: messenger RNA, 1633 nt
Organism: Nematolebias whitei (Rio pearlfish)
Lineage: Eukaryota; Metazoa; Chordata; Actinopteri; Cyprinodontiformes; Rivulidae
Product: indian hedgehog B protein
Exons: 4
Coding region: 1-1302 (433 amino acids)
Biological process (GO): protein autoprocessing; cell-cell signaling; cell fate specification
Molecular function (GO): patched binding; calcium ion binding
Source: RefSeq, a predicted model, not a curated record
AUGCGGAUCUCCCUGUUACUUCUCCCAGCCUCUCUGUGCGCCUUGGUCCUCCUCCUCCACGCACCUGCCUCGGAGGGCUGCGGGCCGGGGAGGGGAUACGGCAAGAGGAGGCCCCCGAAGAAGCUCAUCCCGCUCGCCUACAAGCAGUUCAGCCCCAACGUGGCCGAGAAGACCCUCGGGGCCAGCGGGCGGCCCGAAGGGAAAAUUACGCGCAACUCCGAGCGCUUCAAAGAGCUGACGCCGAAUUAUAACACAGACAUCAUCUUCAAGGAUGAGGAGGACACGGGGGCAGACAGGCUGAUGACGCAGCGAUGCAAAGACAAGUUGAACUCUUUGGCCAUCUCUGUGAUGAACAUGUGGCCAGGUGUGAAGCUCAGGGUGACAGAAGGCUGGGAUGAGGACGGUCAUCACUCAGAGGACUCGCUGCACUACGAGGGCCGUGCCGUUGACAUCACCACGUCAGACAGGGACAGAAACAAGUAUGCCAUGUUGGCCCGCUUGGCUGUAGAAGCUGGAUUUGACUGGGUCUACUAUGAGUCCAAAGCUCACAUUCAUUGUAGCGUCAAGUCAGAACACUCAGUGGCAGCCAAAACUGGUGGUUGUUUCCCUGGCGAGGCUCUGGUUAUGAUCGAAGGUGGUGGUACCAAACACAUGCGUGACCUUCUCCCUGGGGACCGCGUCUUGGCUUCCUCAACAGCAGACGGUCAUCUUUCGCUUCUCUACAGCCCAGUUGUGUCCUUUCUGGACCGCCAGGCUAACACCACAAAGACCUUCUACACCAUUGGGACAGAAGCAGGUGUUGACAUUACCCUCACAGCUGCUCACCUGAUCUUUGCCACAGACUGUGACCGUGGAGUGAACGAGUCAAAUCUGAAAGAAACGGCUCAAGAAAAGCAACCCUUUGGUUUCAGAUGGCCGAGGAGCGGCCGUGGAGGACAUCUGAGGACAGUAUUUGCCAGUGAAGUCCAUCCAGGACAGUGUGUGUUUACAUCUACAGGCAGAGGGAAUUCAAGACUUUCUAUGGUGACCUUUGUGGAAGAGCAGAUUAACACUGGGUUAUAUGCUCCUCUUACACAGCAUGGGUCUAUAGUGGUGAAUGGUGUGCUGGCAUCUUGCUACGCAGCCGUGGACAGUCACCAUUUGUCUCACUGGGCCUUGGCCCCACAAAGACUCUUCUACAAGCUGAUGGGACCUUUACAGGCACAAACCAACGGACUGCACUGGUACCCCUGGAUUCUACAAACACUGGGGAAAAUACUGCUGGACUCCGAACACUUCCACCCCUGGGGUAUUGAACAAUGACAUACCGGUAAACAGAAGCCACAGAGACAUGUUUCAUUUACCUGUCUUCAGUAGCACAAUUAAAGAAGAGCACAACUUCCUCUACUGUAUUCAAAAAGCAGAAAAUGAGGGACUAUCAAAGACAAAACUGUGGGAAUGUGAUUCCACUGAGGGGUGAUGCGAGCAUGUUCAUAUUUGUAUGACUCCAAAAAGUUCAAAUGAAAAGUCCAUCCGUCCAUUGUUUUUACUCACAUCUUCCUUUCUGUGUCAUUAGUGCUAAUGUCCAACAGUCUCUGUGUGAGAUGCGGGGACACUUGGACACAUCUCCAGUUCAUCACAGGGCCACAUAAAG